Molecule: messenger RNA, 2705 nt
Organism: Colletes gigas
Lineage: Eukaryota; Metazoa; Arthropoda; Insecta; Hymenoptera; Colletidae
Gene: Noc1
Product: CCAAT/enhancer-binding protein zeta
Exons: 4
Coding region: 63-2705 (880 amino acids)
Cellular component (GO): nucleus
Source: RefSeq, a predicted model, not a curated record
UCUGUACUACAAAUGUAUAAUUUUUGUAAUAUUUAUGAAUAAAUAUUCAAGUUAUUAACAAAAUGAAAAAGAGACUGAUAGAUGAAGCCACCACUGGUGGUAAUCCAAAAUGGUAUACAGAAUUUCCUAAAGGAGAAGAGCCAUGUAAACAUUCUAAGUCUGAAACAGAAAUAUCAAACUUGAAAGCUGAAGCUAAAAGAUAUUUAGAUGCAGAAACUGCUGUGUUUCAAUUAAAGGAAUCAAAGUCCCGUGAUUCAGAAACAGUAUGGUUAAAAACAGCAUUAACACAAGGUACAACCUCGGAUAAAGUAGCAGCUGCCAUUGUAUUAGUACAAGACAAUCCAAAAUAUAAUUUAGCUAGAAUUACAAUGCUUGUAAAUCAAGUACGAAUAGCAAAACACAAUCAAUGCAAUAUGAUAAUAAAAUCUUUGAAGGAUUUGUUUUUAUGUGAUUUACUUCAUCCUACAUUUAAGCAACUUAAAUUUGAAGAACAAAAUUUAAAUGAAAUUGAUAAAGCAAAUCCUGAUGACACAAUGGUCCAAAUAGAUGCAUCAAGAAAAAAGUUAAUGGCCCAUUGGUACUUUGAGGACCAGUUACGUGAACAAUAUGAACGUUUUGUUAUGUCUCUAGCUGCUAUUGCAUCAGAUACAGUGGAUUCAAAUCGUGAAACAGCAUUGUCGGUUAUGACAAACCUGUUAAUAGGAAAUUCUGAACAAGAACAUAAACUAUUGGAAUUAAUUGUAAAUAAAAUAGGAGAUCCAAGCAGUAAAGUAGGAUCUAAAGUUAUAUUUUGUUUAAAUAAAGUGUUACAUGAGCAUCCAAACAUGAAAAUUGUUGUAUUGCGAGAAGUUGAAAAAUUAUUAUUUAGAAAAAAUGUUGCACAACGUGCUCAGUAUUAUGCAAUCUGUUUAUUAACUCAAUUUCUUUUGAGCAAAGAUGAUGAAGGAAUUGCUUCUAAUCUUAUUGAAGUUUACUUUGCAUUUUUUAAAGCUUGUUUAAAGAAAGGAGAACCAGAUAGUAGAAUGAUGGCAGCAAUUUUAACUGGUGUGAAUAGAGCAUAUCCAUUUGCAAAAUUGAAUUCAAGCAUAUUGUACAAUCAUAUAGAUUCUGUAUACAAAGUUGUACAUGUUGGAUCUUUUAAUGUUUCACUAAAUGCCCUGAACUUAUUAUAUCAAAUCGCAGGAAAAGAUGAAAUACAGUCAGACAGAUUUUAUUCUACUUUUUAUCGAAAGUUAUUAGACCCACAAAUUGGAACAGCAAAUAAACAGGCACUAUUUCUUAAUUUAUUAUUCAGAGUUCUUCAAAAAGAUAAUAAAAUACAACGUUUAUAUGCAUUUAUUAGAAGAAUCUUACAAAUUACAUUAUAUCUUCCUGCAAAUAUGGCAUGUGGAAUUUUAUAUGUAGUAUCAAAAAUUUUACAUACACAUAAAGAAUUAAAAAGCUUAUUAUUAAAACCUCAAGAUUGUAUUGAAAUUGGAAAUGAAGAUUCUGAAACUGAACACAAUUCUAUAAAUUUAAAAAGUAAUGAUGUAUGUGGAAAAUCUAAUACAUAUUCAGAAGAUACUAUUGUAUUAACAAAUGUUACAACUGGAGAUGUAAAUAUAGAAGACAAACCUGAAAUAAAAGUAGAAAAUGACGUAAAAAUUGAGUUGUGUAAACAAAAAGAAUAUGAUCCUUUUUAUCGUAAUCCCCUCUAUGCUGGAAUAACUAAGGGAUUAAAUAAUGAAUUGAUCACACUGUUUAAACAUUAUCAUCCAAGUGUUGUAUUAUUUGCAAAUACUAUACUUGAAGGAAAACCAAUUAAUUAUACUGGAGAUCCAUUAGAAGAUCUGUCUUUGAUGCGUUUUCUCGAUCGUUAUGUUUUUAAAAAUCCAAAAAAGUUAGAAAAUAAAAAAAUACAAAAAAAGAAUGAUCCCCUGGCUCGACGCGCAGGAUAUGAACCUAUAGGUAUCAGAUGUAUUCCAGUGGAUAGUGUUUCAUAUCUUAAUGAAAAGGAAGAACGUAUUCCGGUUGACGAAUUGUUCUUAUAUCGGUAUUUAAACAAGAAGAAAGAAAUUAAAAAUGGAUCUAAAGUGAUAGAUGACGAUAUAGAAAGUGUUAAUAGCGAAGAAUUUGACGACAUGUUGGAUAGAUUAACAGAUGGCAAAGAUUUUGAAGAUCUAGACAUUGCAGCUGACAUCCAAACUAAGAAAACAAAGAAAAAGGAUGUUGAGGAUGAAGAUGAUUUAGAAGUUGGCAGUAUCAAAAGCGCGGCAAGCGAUAAUUCUGAUAAUAUAAAUGAUUUAGAUGAAAAUGAUGACGCAGAUGAAGAAUUACAAAAUUUGAGCGAUAUGGAACUGGACGAGGACGACUAUUUAAGUGACAUAGAUUUUAACGAAGACUCGGAUGACAACGAAGAUAUGUUUGAUAAUACUAACAAUAGAACAAAGAAAAGAGAUCAAGGAAAGCAUAAAUCGAAUAAAAAAUCAAAAGGAAUUGAUAGUAACACAUUUGUAUUAGCAGAAAAAUUUGCAGAAAUGCUUGAAGAACAUAGUAAACAAAAAAAUAAACAUGGUGGUACAGAUAUGUAUAAUACUGCAGAUGGUGCAAGUUCAAAGCAAAUAGAUUGGGAAAUAAAACGACAUCAUAAACUUAGGGGAUCAUCAAAUAACAAUAAACGAAGAGGUCCUAAAACUUCUAAAAAUGUUAAAAAGAUGAAACACUAA